Messenger RNA from Photinus pyralis (common eastern firefly), 924 nucleotides. RefSeq names its product leptin receptor gene-related protein. Bases 439 to 789 code for a protein of 116 amino acids. Gene Ontology annotation, cellular component: endosome. The record is from RefSeq and is a predicted model, not a curated record. Gene Ontology annotation, biological process: late endosome to vacuole transport via multivesicular body sorting pathway. Lineage: Eukaryota; Metazoa; Arthropoda; Insecta; Coleoptera; Lampyridae. The transcript has 3 exons.
UUAUUUUCAUUUAUAACUGUGUAAAUCCAAUCUUUUAAACCAUUAUAUAAAAUUCAACAGUGAUGUUCUUUUGCUUAUUACUCAUUAUUGUCACAUUGUCACAUUUCUGAAAUAGGUGACUCAUUCGGGUGAAGUAAAUCUACAUAAAUAAAACCCCAAAUAUCUUAUGGAGGUAUUCACAUUAAGCGUGAAUGCAGUUGGGCUGUUAAACUUGAGAACAGAAUAUCACCUAUCAGAAAAUUAAUUUUUUAAGUAUAUACCAUGUCGCUCGCCAUGUCGAUUUGCAUCAGUCCUAAUGUGAUUCUUGAACUCGAACUGUGUAUUUGAUAUUAAUGUAUACACUUCCUUUUGUUUCAUGUUCAAUUUGGAAUAUUCGCGGAUAUUUGUUCGUCUGUUUCUGUAGCAUUGGUUAGUUUGGCCUUUGCGGGAUCUAUUGGCAUGACCUUAGUGAUAUUAGCUUGUGCCCUACCUCAAUAUAAAUUAUGGUGGCCAUUCUUUGUAGUGUUAUUUUACGUACUAGCACCUAUUCCAACAUUAAUGGCACGACGUUAUACGGAACAUCAAGGUUCUAGUAAUGCCUGCAUGGAAGCCGCCGUCUUUAUAACAAUGGGCCUAGUUGUCAGUUCAUUUGCACUCCCAAUUGUGCUUGCACGUGCGCCACACACUGAUCCCACCAUCGCAUGGGGAUCUUGUUACUUAACUCUUGCUGGAAAUGUGGUUGUGUAUUUAACGCUACUUGGAUUCUUCGUUACAUUUGACCAAGAAGAUUCUGAUUAUAAUAUGUGGUAAUUUUGGCAUCAGUAUGUAUACAGAUUCUGUCUUUAUUUAUGUUAUAUUUUCAUGUACAAAUAUUAAAAUAUUAAAUUAUGUGACUUAGUGUUUUAUAAUGAAUUGUAUUUUUAUUAUAUGUGUUUAUAAACAGUG